AUGUUUUCGAAUAAUAAUGCAACAACAACUCAAUUGAUUGUCAAUGAUUAUUUCACUUGGCGUUUAAAAAAUAAAUCAUCAUCAACAACAACUAAUCGAUUAUUUAUUCUUGUUCGUCGAAUUGGUUCUGAAAGUGAACGAAUGUUUUCUCAACAGCCCGUGAUUGAUUUUCGAUGUAUUCCAUCAUUUCGAUUGAACAAAUUCAAAAACAUGCAUUACGUAUUCGCCAAUGUAUUAUUUAAUAAUAGACAAAUAACAUGGUCUCGAAUAAUUACAUUCAUUUCAUUCUCAGCAUUAAUAGCUGAACAUCUUAUUAGAGAACGAAAACAAGACAAUAUGGAUUUAAUUAUUGCAUCUGUUGUUGAGUGGACAACAGAUUUUAUUGACAUAAAUCUUCACACGUGGCUUGAAAGUCAAAACUAUUGGGCUGGUUUUUUGAAAAUUAUUGAUAAAACCGCAGAACAACGAAAUUACAUUAGUCGAUAUGUCAGUAUUAUUGAAAUAAUAGGUAUUGUUACACUUGGUAUAUUGUAUAUGAGACAAUGA
This is a messenger RNA of Rotaria sp. Silwood1, 546 nucleotides long. The record is from the annotation of a GenBank genome assembly. Lineage: Eukaryota; Metazoa; Rotifera; Eurotatoria; Philodinida; Philodinidae.